AACAACAGCUAGCAAGUUAAGCCUGAUAAAAGCAUAGGAUUGCUUACGCUCCAAUUUCGCUGACGGUCUGAAUGUGUGCGAUUUAAUUUUAUUACACUGUACUGUGUGAUUACUCCUAACCAAAAUGAUAAGAAUUUAACAAGAUCAUUCAGAACACGCGCUCCAAUUAAAUUCAGUGUUAUUUGUGUUGUGUUGGCCGGCGGUUCGGAGUGGUUUGGAAAAGGAGCGAAAGUUCAUAUUUUCAAAAACCACGUCAAUAUGAUCGACUGUGGUGACACCUUUGUGCAAAUAUUGGAAGCGCCUACGAAGUGUAUGCGAGUGUCUCAACUAGUAAAACAUUUUAGGAACGAGUUCAACCGUAUCCCGAGUUUCAUUGUACGCUGUAGCGGCAGAGUUAAUCUAAUCGGAGAGCAUGUGGAUUAUUGUGGGUACCCGGUACUACCUAUGGCAAUUGAGCAGACAAUUCUCCUAGCAGUGGCUCCAUCGGAUGAUAACCUCAUCCAUAUGAAAAACAUUGACCCGAAGUACAAACCGUUUAAAUGUAACAUAAAUUCAUUCGAUAUCGAUCCUUCUGGUUCGUGUGGCCCUGAGUGGUAUAAAUAUUUCCUCUGCGGCGUAAAGGGCAUAGUUGAGUAUGCUAAACCAUCCAAACCGAAAGGAAUGAUGGUUGUUCUUUCAGGAAAUAUACCACCUGCUUCAGGGUUGUCCAGCUCAAGUGCGGUUGUGAGCGCAUCGGUUUUAUGUUCAGCCUAUCUGCAUCAUGUUCCAUUAGUAAAACAAACUUUGGCAACAAUUUCGGCAGAUUGCGAGCGGUACAUCGGUACCCAAGGCGGUGGAAUGGAUCAAGCUAUAGCUUAUCUAGCGAAACAGGGGUGCGCCCAGUUUAUUGAAUGGGAGCCAUUGAGGGCAAGUUCUAUAACUUUACCCAAAGAUGCAGUCUUUGUUAUUGCCAAUAGUUUGGCUGUGGCGAAUAAGGCCGCUACAUCUGAUUUCAAUCAACGAGUUAUAGAAUGUAGGCUAGCAUGCAGACUUUUGGCUAAGAAGACACAAGUAAACUGGCGAGAGACGUGGAGAUUUAGUGAUCUUCAAAACAUUAUAGGAUUUACUAUGGAAGAAAUGGAAACCCUAGUAGAAGAGCAUCUUACUCAGCAAGACUACAGUAGACAAGAACUAUUGGGAAUAUUUGAAAUAGACAAAGAAGACUUUGUACAAAACUUGCUCACCAACAACACACGAGACGCUCAAUCGUUUAAACUGCGACAGCGAGCGCUGCAUGUAUUUCAAGAAUCAAUACGCGUGAGGAAGUUCAUAGAGGUAGCUGAACACCAAACUGACGGAGCAAUUCAAGUAAUGCAGCAAUUGAUGCGACAAUCACACGAAAGCCUUAAAAUACUGUAUGAAUGUUCCCAUCCCAGAUUGGACAAACUAGUUGAGAUUUCUGAUUCGAUGAAUGUUGGUGCACGAUUAACAGGCGCAGGAUGGGGCGGUUGCAUUGUAGCAUUGUGUGAGGGAAACGAGAAAUCUGCGGAAUACAUAAAUUACCUCAAAGAACAUUUCUACGGAUGUAUACUCGAGUCACAAGGAAGAAACUUAGAUGAAGUCGUAUUCGCUACAAACCCACAAAGAGGCGCAGAGCUUUAUUUAACUGAUGCUACGCGAAAUAUCAUGGAGUAAAUAAUUUAACUUCGAACGCAAUAUAAUGGUUACCAAUAACUAACAAACAAACUCUCUUCUAAAUUUGAGCUGCUACGUCUGCAUCAGAACUAUAAUUAUAAACCCGUCUUUCAUUCGAAUAUUUAUGAUAUAGAUCAGUUACAUAGUAGUCAAAGUCGUUUGUUUAACAUAAAAAAAUAGAUAUCUACCCAGGUCGGAAUCAAAUGUUCGUAGGGAAGUUCCUUAUAUGCAAGUAGUGACAUCGGAAGAACGCUGAAGAAGCUUAGAGGAACAUGGACUGAUAUAUAUUGAUGUGUUGAUUCACACUACUCCUUGGUUCAAUGCAGCAGUUCCUGUCGUUCAAUUUCACUACUUGCAAAAGGCCCUUGGAUGUCCUUACGUGACGAGCAAAUCACUCGGCGUAAUGUACUAAUUACGCUCAAUUGAUUUUGUAGUUUGCGAACUCAAUACAUUCUGCUCCCGCGAAAAUGUCCCGCGAUAUCAAUAUAAAUCAAUAUAUUCUCAAUUUGAUCAUGUUGAUUUUCUUAAAUGGAUGAACCUCAAAAAAAACUUUUUUUUUAUUUUUUUAUCUCAUUUAUUUAUUUAUUAGGCUCAUUAGCAUUUAGCUGUAACAGAGCCGGGUUUAAUCGUGUACAUGUACAUAUGUUUAUGUUUCUAUAAAUUGUGAAUUACACAGUAGUGGCUACUACUCAUUUAGGCGUUAAGUUUUCUGUUCCAUUACAUUAUGGUAAAUUACACAGUAGUAGCCAUUCUAGGCGUAAGGGUAUUUUUUCUGUUCUUCCAUUAUUCAGCAGACCGGACCGCGGAGACAGUUGAUAUUGAUCAUUGUUGGGUUAUUUAUAGAACAGCAGCCCGAUGUUUCUUGCAGAGCAGAGCAGUUGUAUGGAUGAAUCGAUCUUUGUUCCACUGUGGAUCGAUUUCCAUCGCUGAUGAUGAUUGCGUGGACGUAGUUAUUGUAUAACAACACAAAGAUGGUCACACUUGAGGGCCCUGAGUUUGAACUCACGAUCGAUCGCAAAAAAAACUUUUAUUUGGCAGACUAUUCAAGAGCGCUUCUAAUGCAUCCAAAGAUUAAUACGUUGAGCUGGUGUCAUCGCACAGACAUUGGGCUUUUUGUUUAGAGAGUGUAAACUGGAAGCGACAGCAACAAAAUUGGAAAAUGAUUUUUAUAAAAGUCCCCUAUUGAUCCGCAGGGAUCAACGUGAGUCAGAGGAAAAGUUCAUCUUUGGUCCCCUAGCUCGGUCAGGGCCUAACGUUUUAAAUAAGUAGCUUCUAUUUCUACAUCUUCAACACCUACAUAGAUAUCUUCAGAUGCUUUUCUAAAUCUCUAAAGUCUGGUCCUGGAACAUCAGAUUUUAUGCACAGUCAACUCUCCCUUAUUCGAUGUUCUGUAACUCGAUUUCAUUGCACCUUUGAUUUAUUUUACCAGCAAUUCAAUUCGACAUCUCCCUAACUGGAUGGUCCCUUGGAUAUCGAGUUGGGGAGCGUUGACUGUAUUAUUGUUCGCAUAUAUUACUCAAGAAAGUAAGAUAAAAUGUUCUGGUGGAAUUAAUCUAAGUGAAUUCAGGUGUUUCAGUUUGUUUUAUUCAAUCAACAAUCAAUAGCAAAAAGUAGUUCAAUGAACAGUAAAAUAGGAUUUCGGUCAUAGUUGAAUCAACUCUAUGGUAUGUUUAACGACGGAUUCCAGUGAGAGCGGGCGAAUUCAGCAUUUUCAAUGGUCCGGGCUUCAAUACUUCCUGAACUGAUUUAAUCCCUUCUUUUCGCUUUGAGCUGUGCAUUUUCAAUUCAUUUGUAAAAUAAACUUUCAGAAAAAAUGAAUUUUCAAGACAGUAUGAGUGCACUUUUGGAAUUUACAUUCUCUGUGCUUUAGUAAGAAAAGGAUAAACUAGGUUUUUUUUCGUCAGAACGCUAUAUGAAUAAAAUAUGUGAGAUGGGGAAAAAUAUUAUUAACAUCAAGCCAUUAUUGCGAUAUUUUUAAAAAUCUGUAUGUUCUGUAUGGAACACAAAAACUUUGUAAUCUGUAUCUACGGAUUCUUGGUUCAAAAAAGUCGAAAAAUCUCUAGAAAUACAGACUAUUAUGUAGAUAUGGUAACCCUGUUCGAGAUGCAUCUAUCGGUGCUUGCUUACUGGCUGCUGUUGAACCCAUUAAAACACGUUUUUUUAUCAUCUUGACUCAAGAAACACACCUCAUUCGGUCCCAGAGGCGAAACUAGCUGCUCAAGCAUAUAGGGGCCCGUGAAUUUAUUUAGGUAUAGAAAUGGAAUUUUGUAACGUAACGAUCAAGGCUA
Toxorhynchites rutilus septentrionalis is the source of this 3962-nucleotide messenger RNA. It is a transcript of the gene Galk, whose product is annotated as N-acetylgalactosamine kinase. Gene Ontology annotation, molecular function: ATP binding; galactokinase activity. The record is from RefSeq and is a predicted model, not a curated record. Gene Ontology annotation, biological process: carbohydrate phosphorylation; galactose metabolic process. Lineage: Eukaryota; Metazoa; Arthropoda; Insecta; Diptera; Culicidae. The transcript is spliced from 8 exons. Gene Ontology annotation, cellular component: cytosol; cytoplasm. The coding region runs from base 259 to 1674 and encodes 471 amino acids.